This is a messenger RNA of Gigantopelta aegis, 4127 nucleotides long. RefSeq lists its product as uncharacterized. The record is from RefSeq and is a predicted model, not a curated record. Bases 148 to 2706 code for a protein of 852 amino acids. Lineage: Eukaryota; Metazoa; Mollusca; Gastropoda; Neomphalida; Peltospiridae. The transcript is spliced from 6 exons.
UUAUAAAGGAUUUCUUUUUGUGUACGAGAAUCAGGCUAUCUAUAAAUGAGUUGUUGACGUCAUACUUCAAGAUCGGUUUCAAGAAUGUUGUUUAUGGUUCAUCAUGAAAUUAUCAUUAGGAACAUGCAGAAUCUGUAGGGGCUGAGUAUGAACUGUGCGAUGUCACGGCUUAUUCGGAUAGGCCUCCUUGUCUUGCUCGUCAUGAUGAUGGGAUGCCAUGGCAGACGGUUAAAAAAGAGGCGUGUGUUUCCACAAAUCUGCCUGUCCACGUCCGACUGUACGGGUUUGAACCAGGUGUGUGUCCGAGCCUUUUCCGGAUACGGUCACUGCGUCUCCAGAACUGAUAUGCCGAACCCGCCAAACAUGGACGAGCAUGAGAAGGACGACACCUACGUGAAGAUAGACGAGGGCUUCGUGGAAGGCCUGGGAGAGCCGGUGGUGUCAGACGACCCUGACCAGCCCCCAAGCAGACGCAAACGAGAAGCCAAUGGCAUAGAGCACGAUGUUGACGAUGCCGGCCCACCGAGUCACCGGAAGAGGAAUUUAAAUUUUAAGAAGAAACGGUCACUUGGUAUUAAUUCUGAAGAAUUGGCUGCGUCUUUUAGUAACAUGCUGCAGAAGGACAGCACGGGGUUCUACAGAGAUCUGGACGUCGCCAUAGACAAACUUGAGCAUCUGAUUAAAGUCGACAGCAGAAUCCCGUUACCAGGGCGCACCAUCCGUUUCCAAGAAGACGAAGGUGCCGAUGACAUCAACACCCACAUCGAUGUGAAUGUCGUCCGCAAACUUCCUGCAGUAAGUUCCAGAGAUACUGAUGUAGCAGACGAUCUUCGACAAUUCUUCGAUGACAUGGACAGGCUCAAGGACCAAAUAGUCAACAGGGAUGAACAGGAACCGAGGUGGUCUGAUUACAAGCCAGAGUCUGUGAAUCGUCAGUUGCCAGCCGUUGGGAGUAUCCAGAUAACAGGCUCUAGGAAUCAGCAAGCAUCAGGCUCACAUAAUGCUGGAACGCCAUCUGGCUUUGAGAAUGAGCAGGUAACAGGUUUUAGGGAUAAACAAGAACCAGACUCGGAUAAUAAUGAAACACCUGUUGGUUUUGAGAAUGAUCAAGAAGAAGAAGGCUUUAGGGAUAAGCAAGCACCAGACUCAGAGAAUGAUGAAACACCAGACGGUUUUGAGAAUGAUCAAGAAGAAGAAGGCUUUAGGGAUAAGCAAGCCCCAAGUUCUAAGCAUGCGGCGGAACCAGGGUUUGACAAUAAGCCGACACAAGGCUCAGUGAAUAGGCAGGCACCAGGAUCACACAAGAUGAAGUCACCAGUGACAAGUGGUACAGAACUGGAUCAGAAGAUAGAAGCUACUACUGCUGCUAAAACGUUAACAGCUAGUAUCCCAGACAGUGUCAUUAUUACUGGACAUCAUCCUGGCCUGGAAAAAAUGAGCAAAAAUAAUGUUGGCCAGCUAAAGGCGACGAUAAAGAAGAAUGAGAAGGACAACCGCUUGAGAUACACGGGUCGUAAAAGAGGUCAUGGCUCAACAGGAGGAACAAUUAGAGGCAAGGGAGAUACCAAGAAAGCAGAAAGUGUUGGCGAGACCAGCAAAGAGAAGGAUUUCACCAAAGGGCAACUAACGGCUGACGUACACGAAAAGAACGAAGAUCACAGUAAGGAAAGUCGAAGGAAGUCCGGCACAGACGUACGUCUAAACAUGAAACAUAAACUUAGCCGGAAUCAAUAUAAACUUCACAAAACUGCAAAUCACGUGAAUGAACGUGGAUACAAAGUCACCAAGAAAGAAUAUAGUGGCUCCAUAGAAACAGAUCUCCGUGGAAACAGUAGGGAAUUUGAUGACACCAACAUAGAGAAAGAAAUAAGCAGACAGAAACCUAAAUUAGAAGUAUUGGAGUUGAAAAAGGAACAUAAGUCUAGGGGAAGUGGCAGAAAUGGCACCAAUAAGUUGGUUCAAAACUCUGAGAAUAUCAAAGGAAAGUCAACUAUACAUCGAUACAAGCUUGACAAGAUCGCAGGUCGGAAAACUAACUACGGACGUAAAGUUACUGAACAUUCUCGUAUUGUUGAGGAACAGAAAACUGAUGAAAUCGAGGACAACAUUUAUGAACAACGCGUUGGCAGAACUAAAUGGGAUGCUUUGGAAAAUGGAAUUGGUGGGGAAGGAGACCAGGCGAUAAGAAGUGCCAGCAAGACUUCCAUAAGUCGAACAGCUGCAGGACAGGACAGUGAGGAAGAUGAAAGCCUCGACGAUUCGUCAGGACGUGGAAGCGAUCCCACGGAACGUGCCGAAGAAGAGAACGAACGGCAUAGAGGUGACGUCACUGAAGGUGUCCACCGUACUGCAGAGGAACGAGAAGAGACGGGUCGCGAAGCUGAGAGUUCGGGGCGUCCAGGUUCGAGCAUCGAGAACGUAGACAUGGCCGAGGAACUAGAAUUAGCUGAAGAAUUCGAGAAGAACUAUCGAUUCAAUGAGCUUGCGGGUAAGACCGUCGAGGACGAUUUCAGUCCUGCUGGAGAUGGCGAGCAGCGGGAUGUGGAGUAUGGAACAGAGUACGAGGACAGUCCAGGGAUGGGUGGAACCGCCGGGAACAACAACAAUAUGUAUUCUCUGGAAGACGAUGGAGAUGAUGAUGACUUUGAUAGGAUGGGAACCAGCGAAGAAAAGAAUAAAAUUAUUGCAAUCAUACAAGAACAGUAAAGGUUUCAAUAUGGAAGUCCUAUCAUUACGUAUUCCUGAACACCGUGGGAAGAUAGAAGAAAAAGUAUAAUUCAGAAAUAAUGCUAAUGUGGUGAAGACACCCUCCCCCUCCCAUCCCCCGGUCUUCAAUUUUGAACAUUGGGAUAUUGUUAACUUUACUGUUACCAAUACUUUAUUUUGUUAACAUUACCUCCAUCAAUACUUUAUAUUCUUAACAUUACCCUCAUCAAUAAUUUAUAUUGUUAACAUUACCCACAUCAAUACUUUAUAUUGUUAACAUAACCUCCAUCAAUACUUUAUGGUGUUAACAUUACCUCCAUCAAUACUUUAUAGUGUUAACAUUACCAUCAUCAAUACUUUAUAUUGUUAACAUUACCCUCAUCAAUACUUUAUAUUGUUUACAUUACCUUCAUCAAUACUUUAUAUUGUUAACAUGACAUCCAUCAAUAUUUUAUAGUGUUAACAUGACCUCCAUCAAUAGUUUAUGUUGUUAACAUGACCUCCAUCAAUACUUUAUAUUGCUAACAUGACCUCCAUCAAUACUUUAUAUUGUUAACAUGACAUCCAUCAAUACUUAAUAUUGUUAACAUGACCUCCAUCAAUACUUUAUAUUGUUAACAUGACCUCCAUCAAUACUUUAUAUUGUUAACAUGACCCCAUCAAUAUUUUAUAUUGUUAACAUGACCUCCGUCAAUACUUCAUAUUGUUAACAUGACCUUCAUCAAUACUUUAUAAUGUUAACAUUAGCUACAUCAAUACUUUAUAUUGCUAACAUUACCUCCAUCAAUACUUUAUAUUGUUAACAUUACCUCUAUCAAUACUUUAUAUUGUUAACACUAGCUACAUCAAUACUUUAUAUUGUUAACAUUACCUCCAUCAAUACUUUAUAUUGUUAACAUUACCUCUAUCAAUACUUUAUAUUGUUAACAUUACCUCCAUCAAUACUUUAUAUUGCUAACAUUACCUCUAUCAAUACUUUAUAUUGUUAACAUUAGCUACACCAAUACUUUAUAUUGCUAACAUUACCUCCAUCAAUACUUUAUAAUGUUAACAUUACCUUCAUCAAUACUUUAUAUUGCUAACAUUACCUCCAUCAAUACUUUAUAUUGUUAACAUUACCUCCAUCAAUACUUUAUAUUGUUAACAUUACCUCCAUCAAUACUUUAUAUUGUUAACAUUACUUUCGUCAUUAAUUUAAUAAAUUAUUUUAUAUAAUACGUAUACUUGAUAAACUAUUUAUUCUAGCUGAAUGUAUAGGUAAUUCCACAGGUACUCCGUAUGUGGCUGAUAUCGGGCCAGGUGGGUUCCCGUAACCCACCUCCUUCCCGUUUGAAGUAACCUUUUUAAUGACUUUUGUGGAGAGGUGGGUGUGUUAACAUUCAUCUUUCACAGUAUGCAACAUUAAAUUGUCCUAAUUAUAA